AUGGAUAUUGUUUGGACAAUUAGUAAAGUUGAAAAUAAUAAAUAUCAUUGGGAUAUCCUAGGGAUUAAUAAAGGCACUUCUCCUGAAAUUGUGGUACAAAAUGGUCACGUCAAAUCCGUGUGGGAAUUAAAGUUUAAAAAUCGUGUUUUAAUUAUGGAAAUAUUUGCAGUGUUGCUUUCAUGCAAUAUCCAAGACACGAUUUUCUAUGUUACCAUAACUAGUAAUGGCUAUCAAGCUACUAGGAGGAUAUCAACGAAUCAAAACCAUCCUUUAAAUAGUGUUCCAAGUUUUAGGCAUUUCAAUGGGAACUCCCAGAACUUUCGAGUACACCUUGAAGUACAAUGUGAAUCUGAUCGAUCGCAAAUCGAAUGCGAACGUAAAAAUCAAACCGUAACAGACAUCUCAAAGGAUUUUGCCAAUAUCUUGGCUAGCAAAGAAUUCAGCGAUGUGACCCUGGUCGCCCAAGAUCGAGUUGAAUUCAAGGCCCACAAACUUGUAUUAUGCAUUCGCAGUGAAGUUUUUGCAGCCAUGUUUCGCAAUGACCUGCAGGAGAAGCAAAAAACCGGCAGUAUUACCAUCGACGAUAUGGAUUCGAAAGUACUCAAGGAAUUGCUGAAUUACAUGUACACGGACCAGAAAAUACCCCAAGAAAUGGCAGCAGAUCUACUUGUGGCAGCCAAUAAAUACGCCCUGUUGGGUUUGCAAGAAAUGUGUGAAGAUAUGUUAAUCGAUACAAUGACUACGGACACUUUGGCUGAUAUUCUUCUACUGGGCGAUCGCCGUGCCAGUGAACGCAUUAAAUCAAAGGCUGUUCAAUUUGCAAUAGAAGAAAUUAAAGCCGUCUCGGCAACGGAGAGUUGGAAAAGAUUGCGAGAAAUCGAUCAUGAGUUAUGCAUGGACGUUUUGGAAAAGUCCAUACAGGAACGUUUGUAG
Messenger RNA from Musca vetustissima, 933 nucleotides. RefSeq lists its product as uncharacterized. Lineage: Eukaryota; Metazoa; Arthropoda; Insecta; Diptera; Muscidae. The transcript has a single exon. Gene Ontology annotation, molecular function: ubiquitin protein ligase binding. Gene Ontology annotation, cellular component: cytoplasm; nucleus. Gene Ontology annotation, biological process: regulation of proteolysis; proteasome-mediated ubiquitin-dependent protein catabolic process. The record is from RefSeq and is a predicted model, not a curated record. The coding region runs from base 1 to 933 and encodes 310 amino acids.